AUGGACGUGGAAGAAUUCAGGACCCGCGGAAAAGAAAUGGUCGACUACAUAUGUCAAUACGUGUCGAAUCUGGGCAGCUACAGGGUCACUCCUGACCUGGAGCCGGGCUACCUCAAGGAUCUGAUCCCGAGCGAGGCGCCGCAAGAAGCAGAGCAAUGGGACGACAUCAUGGAAGAUGUGGAGAAGAAGAUCAUGCCGGGGGUAACGCAUUGGCAGCAUCCCAGGUUCCACGCUUACUUUCCCAGUGGAAAUUCGUUUCCGUCAAUUUUGGCUGAUAUGCUGUCGGAUGCUAUUGGCUGCAUUGGAUUUUCUUGGGCUGCCAGCCCAGCAUGCACAGAACUAGAAACCAUAGUCAUGGACUGGCUAGGCAAAGCCAUCGGCCUCCCUGACGACUUCAUAACCUCAAUAAAGGGCAGCAAAGGAGGCGGAGUCAUCCAAACUUCCGCCAGCGAGUGCGUUCUAGUCUGUAUGCUAGCCGCCAGGAACCAAGCCAUACAACACCUCAAGAAAACCAACCCCCAAGCAGAAGACAGCGAGUUCCUCCCGAAACUAGUCUGUUAUUGCUCCAAAGAAGCCCACUCCUGCGUGGAAAAAGCCGCCAAAAUCCUGCUGGUCCAAAUAAGGAUCCUCGAACCGGACGAAAACGGAAGUCUCAGGAGAGACAUCCUGUUGAACGCAAUGGAAAAGGACGCUGCCAACGGCCUCUUCCCUUUCUUCGUAUCUGCCAUCUUGGGCUCCACGUCCAGCUGCUCCUUCGACAAUCUGCAGGAAAUCGGACCAGUUUGCAGGGCUCAGCCUUGCACCUGGCUGCACGUGGACGCAGCUUACGCCGGUAACGCAUUCAUCUGCCCGGAGCUGAAAGUCUACCUUCAGGGAGUCGAGUACAUAGAUUCCUUCAACAUCAACCCCAACAAGUGGCUCCUGACCAACUACGACUGCUCCUGUCUCUGGGUCAAGUGCCGCAUGAAGCUCACCAGCGCCCUAGUCGUGGAUCCCCUCUACUUACAACACGCCAACUCUGACGAAGCUAUAGACUACAGGCACUGGGGCAUACCGCUCAGUAGGCGGUUCAGGUCCCUGAAACUCUGGUUCGUCAUCAGGAAGUACGGACUCAGUGGCCUGCAGAAGUACAUCAGGAACCACAUAAAGCUGGCCAAGCAUUUCGAGGACUUGGUGAGAAAGGACCACAGGUUCGAGGUGGUGAACGAUGUGAGGCUGGCGCUGGUCUGCUUCAGGCUGGCAGCGCCUGAUGUCGUCAACCAGACUUUGCUGGCUACGAUAAACGCUUCGGGGAAGAUGCACAUGAUCCCCUCCAUGGUCAAGGAUAAGUACAUCAUCAGGUUCUGCGUCACUGCGGAGAAUGCCACGCAGGAAGACGUGGAGCAUGCCUGGAGGAUUAUAAGCGAGCAUGCUUCAGAGCUGCUCACCAAGAAAUCGGUUCGCAAAGAGUUCGUUCGACCGCCGCUCACCAAGCAAAAAUCCAAGAUGUUCUCUUUCACGAGGAGUGUGUCCAAGGACAUGUACCAGAGGUCGAGGAGCAAGUCGAAUUUGUACGAUGGGGCUACUCCUAUUCUUAUCGCGGAUUCGGACGAUGAGGGAGACAGUGCUGCCGCUGAUACCGACGAUAUCCUGGAGGCUUUGACGAAUGUGGCGUUGUUGCCAGAGGAUGACGAUGUGUUCAACAAGGAGCGAGUGGAUGACUUCAGGAUACAGCCGAAGAGUCCCAGUGAGAUUGUCUGUAACGGAUCUUGUUAG
Messenger RNA from Phaedon cochleariae (mustard beetle), 1755 nucleotides. The record is from the annotation of a GenBank genome assembly. NCBI's taxonomy places the organism in Eukaryota, Metazoa, Arthropoda, Insecta, Coleoptera, Chrysomelidae.